Molecule: messenger RNA, 4367 nt
Organism: Mytilus trossulus (common blue mussel)
Lineage: Eukaryota; Metazoa; Mollusca; Bivalvia; Mytilida; Mytilidae
Product: protein Wnt-4-like
Exons: 4
Coding region: 729-1796 (355 amino acids)
Biological process (GO): multicellular organism development; neuron differentiation; cell fate commitment
Cellular component (GO): extracellular region
Molecular function (GO): frizzled binding; cytokine activity
Source: RefSeq, a predicted model, not a curated record
CAUACACGACUCUAACGCCGAGUUUUAAUCUUGUUAAAUCAGAUUGUCUUUUUAAUACGGUUAAGGCUUUCGCUAGAGUACGUUAUCAGACUUUCCCUAAUUCUUAUAAAAACAUUGGCGUUCCAGUCAUUUCAUUUGAAACGGACAUGCGCCAGUCGUACGGCUUAAAUAUUUCUUUAAUUCUAGAGUACUUUACUACUCAUUCUUUGACAGCCAGUGAGUAAUAUAUGUGCUGGUAGUACCAAUAUCAAUUAGUGAUCUUCAAAACUUCCGAUAAUUUAAACUUUUAGUUAACAUCAAAAGUUUGUUAUAUCACAGAAGAAAGUUUUAUGUACAUUUUACACGUUGGAUUUAUGAGAUUGUUAUAACCAAUCAAAAGUGUCCGUUUCAAGACGACCAAACAGGAUUAGUUAGAACCUUUGUCGCGGUUCAGCAUUAUCUGACUAUAUGACUUGAAUAACUAAAAAAAUAUAUAGUAUUUGACUAUUUAUUCACGGAAAGUGUAUAGAUAAGACAUUAGUGGAAUAUACAAGUUAUAUACUAUAUGGACGCUUUCUUAAAUGUAAUUUUCCAGUUCAAGGAUUGCAACAUAUUAGUGAAAAGGAUUUUUAGAUUUAUGUAGAUAAAUGGAUGUGAAAUACUGAAACAUAAGUCUUGAUUAUAUGACUUAAAUAACAAAAAUGUGAAUAUAUAUAUAAACAAUUACUUAAUGUGCUCGUAUCAGAAAAAUGAGGCCUAAACUACAAGACUUCCAGAGACUUCUUUUUUUCUUUAUUCUCCUAAUAAAGACAGUUCAACCGUCUUGGUGGUAUCUAGGAUUGAUCAGCAGUUCGCAGACAGAUUUACUCAGUGAACCACAUCAUGAGGAAGAUGUUGACUGUUCAAACUUUAAGUUUUUAGCACCUAGACAGAAAGAACUAUGUAGUAAAGAAGUACAGCUACAUAAAGUCAUAGGAGAAGGCGCAAAAAGGGGCAUUGCCGAAUGUCAAAACCAGUUCUCAAAUAGAAGAUGGAACUGCUCCACGUUUAAUACCACUGAUGUUUUCGGGAAAGUUUUACAAUUAAAGACGAGAGAAACAGCAUAUAUCUAUGCAAUCCAGUCAGCUGGUGUCAUGUAUGCUGUAACUAGGGCAUGUGCAAGAGGAGAUUUAGAAAGGUGUGGCUGCGAUACAAAAGUACGUCAAAAAGACACAGAUGGACAGUUUGAAUGGGGAGGCUGUUCAGAAAACACAAGAUAUGGUGGUAAAUUCUCUAAAGAAUUCGUAGACACCAAUGAACACAGAACAUCAGAAGACGGGCUUAUGAAUUUGUGGAACAAUGAAGCUGGUCGGAAGGCCACUAAAUCACAGAUGGAUUUAUUAUGUAAAUGCCAUGGAGUGUCCGGAUCCUGUAGUGUAAAAAUUUGUUGGAAAAAAUUGAAAAACUUUCAAGCUAUUGGAAAAGCACUUAAAGACAAAUUCGACGGUGCAAGUUUAGUCCGUUUUAUUAAAAACAAAAGAAAACUAAAGCGAAUAAAUAGAGAUAUGAAAAAACCUACGAAAAAAGACUUAGUUUAUCUUCAUGAAUCUCCAGACUUUUGUAACCAGAACCCUAAUUUUGGGUCGUUAGGCACUCAAGGACGAAAGUGUAAUAAAACAAGUUUCGGACUUGAUGGAUGUACCCUAAUGUGCUGUGGAAGAGGGUAUUAUACCAUAAUUAAAGAAAUCAAAGAAGACUGUGACUGUAAAUUCGUAUGGUGUUGUCGAGUUGACUGUAAACGAUGCACUCAAGUUGUGGAAGAGAACUAUUGCAAUUAAAUAAAUCAAAUUAUGUGACGUCAGUAGAACUAACUGCAGUUAUAAAUACAACUGCAAAUGUUUAUGUGCUAUAGAUGAAAUUGCUGAUAUCUUUUGUAAAUGAAGACAUUUUUAAAUAUGUAAAUACAGUCAUAUAAAUUCAACAUAAUAUAUUGAAACGGGUACGAUUUUUUCUAAGCGCAUUGAUGUUUUUGUAUCAUGAAGUUAGUAAAUUUUCAUGUUUAAAAAUUUGCUUACUAUAUGAUUUUUUUUGUGCACUGUGUAUAUACACUGUGUGUUGCAUAUAUAAAUUCGUCAUAAUCUGAGGACGUCGUUUCGUCUUCACUGUUUUGGCCAAUAUAUGGGUAACAUCAACUACUUGUGCCCCCUUCCCGCUAAGAUGUAACGCUGCAAAUAUAUAUAUAUAUAUUGUUCAUCUUCUGCUAUCAGCAGAGAUCAAGCCUAUAAAAAAAUGCAUUAAACUUUACACACAACUUUUACGUAGACUCUUUUAUGUACAGCAAUUUGUGGUAUUUUUCACAUCAAUGUAUAAAAGUCUUCAGUAUAUAUUUUAUUUUCAUUCUUAAUCGCUUACAUAUUUUCCUUAAAGCUACUUUAUUGUUUGGGGUACAUAUUAUUUAUGAAAAUGUCUGGUGUUACAUUAAAUAUGCAAGGAGCAAUAUUGUUAAAUGCAAUUGUGCUUUUUUUGCAUAAAAUGUAAGUGUCACAGAUAAAUUACAUUAUCUUUCACAAAUUUGCUCAUGUUUUUCUUUCAUUGUUUUAAUUUAAUAAACUAUAUUAAUGUUUAUGUUAAUUUCUUUGCAUUGCUGUACAAUAAAUAUAUACAAAAAAUGCGUUUGACAGAAUUAAACGUAAAAGUAAAGUUUUGUUUAAUGUGGUGCCAUAAAAAAUGCAGACAGUCAUUGAACAAGAUACAAAAGCCAAUACCGCAAAAUGUUUGGAACAAAGAGAUAUAUUUAAAACAAAUUACGGGUUGGUCCUUCAUGAAGAUGCGAAUACUUACAAGCAAUUACUAUUAUACGUGGACCUUUAAACGGAAAGGGGUGGUGGAUAUGGCGUUUUCCUUAAAAAGAAAAUAUCCUGAUCCCCAAUUUAACGAAAACAAAUUUUGUGGUCAAGCAGAAUACAAAAUAAAAAUUAUGAAUCCUGGUUACCCCCAUACGUUAAAGCAUUAAAUUAAAAUAAAUCAUAAUUUGAUUAAUAGAGUCGAAAAACUUAAAAAUCAUAUUCGCGCUUUUACCGAAAAAAAUCAUCUGACGAGGACAAAAAAUAAAAACCAAACCCCUUGAAGUUAAAUGGUUGCUCACUAAGAAAUUGAGUACAUGACAAUUCAAGAUCCGAUGGCUUAAUCCCACAAUAACGCGGAAAGCCAACAUGUCGCGUACAUAUGUAUGUACAGACAAUAUUCUUACCAGAAUAAUACAGGUUAUGUAUAAAAUAACAAAACAAGAAAAGUAUAAUUUUAUAAUAGGAGACACUUAUAUUCAUUUAUCUAGUCCAUACUACUACAACCACAAAAAGCUUCAUCAUUAACAAAACUUUCAAAUUAAAAACAUAAAUACAGAUUAAUUUUAAAAUCUAAUGAAAAAAUAACAAAAUAACUGAAUGCGUUUCUUUUCAGAGCAGGCAUGUUGAUUUUAGGAAUAGGCACACACAGCCUAUCAUUUCAAAAAUCAAUUUUUGCGAUGAAAAGGUAUCCCAUUCUUUUCUUUAAGGAUCAAAUAUUCUAUUAAGUUCACAGGUAGAUGCGAAUGUAGAUAAGAGGUAAAUUAUAUGUUAUUUUGUUGUUUUAGUUAUUUUAGCAAGUAAGUUCUAAGUUCAGUUUAUUUAGGAUUUUGUUCCGUCUUUGUUCCGACUUGACGCGGCCUACAUUGAUGGAUUACCGUAUCAAAUUAUAAUUCAAAUAGGAAGUGACAAUAUUGUAUCUAUACGCGAUAACAACACUGUAAUACGAUCUGCUAAACUAAACUUGACGUUGAGAUAUUUGAAAAAUAGUUUUAAAUGUAACAAUCCCGUUAAUAAAUUUAAUAUAAAGAACAAACUACAGAGAUGUCUCCUCGCAUACAGUAUUUUCUGAGUAGAGUUUAUUUACAAAUAGAAGAUUUCUUUACUCAAUUAGUUCAUGGGAUUCCUUUAUAGUUGUUUUAGUUAUCAAUUUUACAAUAUUUGAACAUCGGAAAAUAACGACCGUGUCUCUUACUUACAUCUUAUCCUUUUAUCGUCUGAUAUUAAAUGCGGUAUAAUGUCAGCGGACAGUAUCUGAAGGGGUCUUGAAUUCGGAAUAGAUAUGUACAAACCAUAUUGCGGGUUUAAACUCUAUAUUGAGAUCUCAACUCUAUAAAGUACUCUUGAGAUCCAUGUAAAUCUCACUAUAGCAUGGUUGUUGCAAUAAGAAUUGGAUAUACAAGUCAGAAAUAACAGAAAACGUUCUAAUGUAUGAUUGUCGGUAUGAUUAAACAUUGCGUAGCACUAUUAUAUUAACGAGUCAAAUACAAGUAAAUGCACUGAUCUUUUUCUCAACAUACGACUUGGCAAAAGUUUGUAAACUUAAUAAAUUUGAUAAUAUCUUGA